CACCGAGACUCUCCACGAGUUGUGAUUGGCCGCCCACCGUCCGAGCCUUUGUUUUGGGGCAGGGCACGAGACGACGCGGAGGAGUGGAGUUGUAAACUAAAGCGCGUGCACUUUUCAGCACCAACACCGCGUGGAUAGCAGCCAAACGGACCAGAAAGAUAGUUGUUGCAUCAGUUAGCUUGUUUCAGUUUCGCUGAUUUUGAUAGUCGCUGUUACGUUGAAAGAGAAACUUUUUUUUUUUUCUUCUGUAGCGGUUUCGACUCCUCCGCCGGGAACCCGAAGCGGCGAGGCUCUAGCUUUGUUUGCCUCGGUGGCAGGAAAGCUGCGUCUCGGUUGAAAAGGGAGGCGAAAACACCCUCGUUUUCUUUCGUCUCUUGUCUCGAACUACUUUCUUUCUCUUUUCUCUCUCGCUCUCUUGGAGUUCGACGAUCCAAUCCACGACCAGACUAAAUGGCCGGAAGCAACGGAAAACAAAGGUGAUAUACUGAACAGUUUUCACCCGAGCCGGUUCGGUCCAGACAGCGGUUGAGCAAGUGGUCUUGUUUUUAAGCCACAUUUUCAGCCAGCUCUCGCCGCUCGCCUCCAUUGUGAGAGCAUCUCUGCCGCCCGGAUCCCGCGCUCCCACCACACACCUGCCUGCCAACCCCCCACCACCACCUCUCUCCACUCCACGGCGUAUUUUUCAGCUGUUUCGCUAGCAAAUCCACACUACAAACAAUGUGCUCUCGGGUUUGGUUCGUGACCGACCGGCGUAUCAGCCAGGAGUACCCUCAGGUCCAGAUCCAUCGGGCUCUGAAGGAGCGCUGCGCCGACGAGGAUGUUGAAUUCCGCUACCUUCUCAUGGAUCAGAUCGUGCUGACGAUCAGCCAAGGGCAGCUAGGUCUGCGGGUGGAGCAGGAAUUGGUGACAUCUUAUCCUCAGGUGGUGUUAGUGCGAGUCCCCACGCCCUGGGUGCAGUCGGACAGUGACAUUACCGUGCUGCGCCACCUGGAGAAGAUGGGCUGCCGGCUGAUCAACCGGCCCCAGGCCAUACUCAACUGUGUCAACAAAUUCUGGACAUUUCAGGAACUGGCUGGCCAUGGGGUCCCUCUUCCUGACACCUACUCUUACGGGGGCCACGACAACUUCCGUAAGAUGAUCGAUGAGGCAGAGCCGCUGGGAUACCCGGUGGUGGUGAAGAACGCACGUGGCCACAGAGGCAAGGCUGUGUUCCUGGCGCGCGACAAACACCACCUGACGGAUCUGUGUCACUUGAUCCGCCAUGAUACCCCCUACCUGUUUCAGGAGUAUGUGAAGGAGUCUCACGGCCGUGACGUGCGGGUGGUGCUGGUGGGCGGCCGUGUUGUUGGCUCCAUGCUACGCUGCUCCACCGACGGACGCAUGCAGAGCAACUGCUCCCUGGGUGGUGUGGGGAUGAUGUGCCCCCUGAGCGAGCAGGGCAAGCAGCUGGCCAUCGAGGUGUCAAACAUCCUGGGCAUGGACGUGUGCGGCGUCGACCUCCUCCAGCUCAACGACGGCUCGUUUGUGGUCUGCGAGGCCAACGCCAACGUGGGCUUCAUCGCCUUCGACCAGGCCUGCGGGAUCGACGUGGCGGGGAUUAUCGCUGACUUUGCCCUCUCCACGCUUCCUAGCCGCCUGACUCGGAAGAUGUCCCUGCUGUCCGUCGUGUCCAGCACCAGCGAGACUAGCAGCGAGCCCGAGGUGUGUAUGGUGAACGCGGGCGGAGGCUCCCUGCCGGAGGCCGUCUGCAACAUGAGCGUGGGCUCGUCUUCCAGCGAAAGCGACCCCGAGCUGGCCGAGCCCUCGCAGUCGUCGCCUCGCCGCUCGCCAGCCUCCGCCCUGUCCGAUCUCCCCAACCUCCCCGACGCAGCGUACAACUUCAACAACCUCCUGGCCAAUGAGAUCAAGCUAUUGACUGAGUGAGAAUCGAACAAAUUCGCAUACACCCCACAGUCACACACGUACAGUACAUACACUUAUACAAACAUUCAUUUAAAAUAAAGAAGAAAAAAACAACACACAUAUCACUCUCAAAUAGAUGUUCAUAACAUAAAAACAGCUGAGAGAAACCGAUCACACAUUCUGACACAGCAGAGACAAACAUCUAAACUGGAGCCAUCUCCUUUUGAGCAAAAAGAUCUAUGGCUGCUCCCCUGACUCUCCUUUCUUUGCAUUUUUUCAAAUCCCACAGAGGCAUGUAAAAUAAGUGUAUGGUGUCAACUUAUCACAAAGGCAUACAGCAUAUGAGAUGCCAAAACCGGCCUCUUCUGGUGUAUAUUUGUUUUUAUGUUGAGAUGGGUGAAGAAUUUUAUUAAAUGCCAUGUUUUUAACCCUCUUCAAAAUGCAAAAAAAAAAAAAAAUGCAAAUAAAGGUUGUAAUGGUGUGGCAAGGUUUGGUCGAUGGCGGGCAAAAUGAAGUAUUUUUAGGUUGAAUGUACCCUCACGCUAGGCAUAUCGUUCCUAUUUAGCAGUGAAGCGCUCCUGAAAAUGACAGAUAACAAGACGGAGACCAAACUGCAGGUGUGCAAACUUUUAUGUCAGAAAGUACUCAUCCUGUUCUGCUAAAACUCAUACAUCGAGAUGAUUUCACAGCAUUUUUCAGUUUACAUUUUAGAUUAUUUGUUGUAUUACCAGCAGCAGCUAUCUGCUUUUUUAAAAUAAUAAUAAUAAUACAAAAAAACCCACGAAAUGCCUAGCACUUUAUUAAAACAGCUUUGUCUUUUUCUUUCUUAGAUGACAUUUUUAGGAAGGAUGAAAGCAUAUUUAAAUCGUGUCAUCACCUGAAAGCAAAAUAUACCUCAGAGCAGAGAUGUCUCACUGCCGUAGGACAUCAUAGACACAUACAGUACAUAUCAGCUUAGGCCCUAACACCGUACAGACCUGGUGUUCCUUCCUUUCAUGUCUAGGACCUAAAAUAUAACUGUGUGUUAAGUUUAUGUUAUGUUAGAUUUUUUUUUUUUUUUUGUAAAUAUUAGUGAUACCGAAAUUUAACUACAUGGCUUAUUAGUAUGCAGCUGAUGAAACUGGAACAGCCGGACAGAGAAAAAAACGUUGCUAGUUUUUAUUUAUUUAAUUUUUUAUUUUAUAAGUUACUGUGGACAAACUACAUUGUACAGACCUGUGGCUUUAAAAGGCUCCAAAGCUGCAAUUUGGUGCUAACAGCCGUGGAUCCAGUUAGUUCACAGUCAUGUUAACUCUAGAUUUGUAUUGUUUUCAAAAAUCCUCUGUAAGUUGUUGAAGAAAAUCAACCCACCUUGUAAAGAAAAAGGGAAAAAAAUUAAAUAUAUUUUUAAAAUAGCCCCCCGUCCCCCUUGUAGAGUAAAGAAAAAUCCAGGGAUUUCAGUAACCAAAACUUUAUAAUUUGCAGCUUUUGUUCCUUUGGCUUUACCUUCUGUGUACCUUAUAGGAGAGGAAUAAGGUAGGAAACAGUAUUGUCCAUUACUUGGGAAUGUUAUCAGGCCAACUUUGAUCAAAAGCACAAAUAAAAAUCCCGAAUCGUCCACAUAGUCGACUUUUUAGGCUUGCAACCCUUUCUGUUGAACACAACUCAGGGAAGCAGCCUGGAUCUCAGUCCUGACCCUUCCACAAAGGUAUGGAAUAUCCAUCCAAGCUUAAAACAUGUCAUAAACAUAACACAUACUUACACGUAGACCAAAACAACAAGAAAAAAAAUAAAACAACAACAAUGAAAAAAGGUUGAAAACUACAGUAUGACGUGGUGUAUACCAUGGUUAACAUUCACUUUUUUCCUUGCUUGUUUCAUAAUUGUUCCAUGUUUUCUUCCUAAUUUAUGGGAUUUUUGAAGAAAAAAAGUGGUUUGUGUGCACUAAUAUUGUCUCAAUAAAGUGAAACCUCUGUGAAGCUUGUUUUUUUUCCCCCCAUUUUCCUUUGUCGUGGGCCAAACUUUCCUGUCUGGGGUCAAACAUCGUCCUGGUGGCGGGUUCGGCAUGGUAACCGGGAGUUCGGGGGGGAGGGGUGGAGAAAGGGCAGCUUUUAUUUUGAUCUCUUGUGUCAGGUGAUCGCAGUGGCUCCACACCGUUUACAACACUACUGUGAUGUUGUUUGGUAUCUAUAUGAUGAAAACGAUCAAAAGCUGUGAAAUCUGUUCAUGUCUACAUUGGUAACACGCGAGGACAGUGAGCGUGGCCGACAACAUCCUGAACACUUCGCUGGGUGAACUGUAACAUUCCCUGUCUUGUCUUUGACUCUGCAUUAAAGCUUGUAUUUGUACAUCUUGUACAUCAGUGAAGAUCCCAGGCAUAAAUAGCCAUCGACAGGAAAGAAACACUUGUUCGUCUCACGCAGAUCCUGUUGUGCGAUAAUUAAUUUAAAUCAUGACAGAACACAUCUCGUCAACGUUACCCUGGUAGCUCCGAUGGUGCAGUCAGAAUGUCUUAACUCUGAUUUUCAGGGUGAAAGCUGAAUCAUAAGCUGUUUUCAGUUAUGCCUGGUCUUUAUUGGUCAGCUGCCAUGAUGAAGAGGAUAGCUACUGAAGAAAUACAGUAAAUAAGACAAAUGUCAGAAGUAAAUUCUGUGGACGGUCUGGAACGAGCUUGUAUGACUGGGUGGGAAGCUGUGAACUACUGUUUAAAAAGGUUACUAUUACAUUUCCAAUUCUAUCCUUAAUAACUAUUUGCUCGUGAAACUAAAAAGGGAAAUUAGAAUUAUUCAAGUUUUUGUUUGAACAAAAAUGUAAAUGCCAAAAACAGUAACCUUUUUUUUUGUAGGUCAGUACAGUUAACAC
Messenger RNA from Xiphophorus couchianus (Monterrey platyfish), 4743 nucleotides. RefSeq names its product ribosomal modification protein rimK-like family member A (gene rimkla). The coding region runs from base 718 to 1923 and encodes 401 amino acids. Lineage: Eukaryota; Metazoa; Chordata; Actinopteri; Cyprinodontiformes; Poeciliidae. The transcript has 5 exons. Gene Ontology annotation, biological process: protein modification process. The record is from RefSeq and is a predicted model, not a curated record. Gene Ontology annotation, cellular component: cytoplasm. Gene Ontology annotation, molecular function: ATP binding; metal ion binding; N-acetyl-L-aspartate-L-glutamate ligase activity.